Messenger RNA from Dreissena polymorpha, 739 nucleotides. RefSeq lists its product as uncharacterized. Bases 38 to 739 code for a protein of 233 amino acids. The transcript is spliced from 7 exons. The record is from RefSeq and is a predicted model, not a curated record. NCBI's taxonomy places the organism in Eukaryota, Metazoa, Mollusca, Bivalvia, Myida, Dreissenidae.
UCAAACACAUAUCAUUUCAUUUGUUUUGCUCGAAGAUAUGCAUAUUCUUAAGAAAACUACAGCUAUGACAAAGAUAUUAAUGGUUUGUUUCAUUAAUUGUCUGGAUAAAGGUUCGGGUUUAUGUAAUCAACAAAUAGCUACUAUUGGACAUCAAAAUGUUCAACUAACGUUUAAUUACUCAUGGAGUAGUCAGGAACUUAAAUCAAUUGAAUGCAAUAAAGACCAGACUAUCAUAGGACGAUGCGUGGCGCUCAAUACGUCUGACUGUUCCGUAGAAUUAACAAGCGUUGGCGUUUUUUAUAUAUCUUCCAACGACGAAUUAACUUCAAUUAUUGUGACCAUAUCAAGGUUCAACGAAACGAUGUCCGGUACAUACAGCUGUUUCAAAACAAAAAAAGAUGAUAUGAAGAGUGUUUGUUUAGCCGCAGGUCCCGCUACCAUUACUACUGCAACUACACAAACCGCAACAUCACAUCAUGCACCAAAUGCUUUUACAGAAGUAACUAACUCUUCAAACACUGCUGCCAAAGAUGCCAGUGAUUUGUCCCAUUGUAUCGGAGUAGUCAUCGGAUCCGUGGUUGCAUAUGGCAUGGCAAUAUCAGUACCAGUCAGUGUAUGGUGUCUAAAGCGAUGUACUCGUAAGGCAAUCGAAGCAAUCAAAGGGAGUUUACAAGGAGCACAAAGUAAGAUAAACUCGACAUCGUCACAAGGAGAUUUACCACACAAUAAGAUUGACUGA